AGCAUCGCUGCUUAUUUCAUAUUUCAUAGCGAUAAAGACGGAGGAAGCGCUGAAUUUUGAGGUCAGGGGGUACAAAUGAAGACCGUAAAAUGUAUUCAAAUUAGUUCAUGUUAGCUUGCUGUCAACGUCAGAGGACUUUUGUUAUGAUUUGGCGUUGAUAUCGGCGAUGUUUACUGUGCAGCCUCCUAAGUUCCUCUGAAGGGUGGCCAAUAACUGGAACCUCUAGCCUUCAAACUGCCUAAAUAUUAGGCAGGAAAAUACGAAGAAACACACUAUAUAUUUCUUUCAACUGGGUCGUGGGGUGGCGGCAAGCCAACAAUUGACUCUGGAGCAGGACACGGAGGAUAGUAUGGCCAUGACGGGAGGGACUGCAGCUGCCCUUCCCAUGAGCAACCACACCCGAGAGAGGGUGACCGUGGCCAAGCUGACACUGGAAAACUUCUACAGCACUCUGCUCACCCAGCACGAGGAGCGUGAGAUGAGGCAGAAGAAGCUGGAGAAGGCCAUGGAUGAAGAGGGUUUGCCAGAUGAGGAGAAAGUGAUGCGCCGCUCGCAGCACGCCCGUAAGGAGACAGAGUUUUUGAGACUGAAGAGGACGCGACUUGGCCUGGAUGACUUCGAGUCCCUUAAGGUUAUUGGACGAGGUGCUUUUGGAGAGGUCCGUUUGGUGCAGAAAAAAGACACAGGGCACAUUUACGCCAUGAAGAUUUUGAGAAAAGCCGACAUGUUGGAGAAAGAACAGGUUGCUCAUAUCCGGGCAGAGAGGGAUAUUCUGGUGGAGGCGGACGGCGCCUGGGUGGUCAAGAUGUUCUACAGCUUCCAGGACAAGAGGAACCUCUACCUCAUCAUGGAGUUCCUGCCUGGAGGCGACAUGAUGACCCUGCUGAUGAAGAAGGACACUCUGUCUGAAGAGGCCACCCAGUUCUACAUCGCAGAGACGGUUCUGGCCAUCGACUCCAUCCACCAGCUGGGCUUCAUCCACAGAGACAUCAAACCAGACAACCUGCUGCUGGACUCCAGGGGACAUGUGAAACUGUCAGAUUUUGGCCUGUGUACGGGACUGAAGAAGGCUCAUCGCACAGAAUUUUACAGGAACCUGACGCACAACCCACCCAGCGAUUUCUCCUUUCAAAAUAUGAACUCCAAGAGGAAAGCAGAAACCUGGAAGAAGAACCGGAGGCAGCUGGCUUAUUCUACCGUGGGAACGCCGGACUACAUCGCCCCUGAAGUCUUCAUGCAGACGGGGUACAACAAGCUGUGUGACUGGUGGUCUCUGGGUGUCAUCAUGUAUGAAAUGCUCAUCGGUUAUCCACCCUUCUGCUCUGAGACGCCGCAGGAGACGUACAGGAAGGUGAUGAACUGGAAGGAGACCCUCGUCUUCCCGCCUGAGGUCCCCAUCUCAGAGAGGGCCAAAGACUUGAUAUUAAGGUAUUGCACCGAUGCUGAGAACAGGAUCGGAGCUGUGAGUGUGGAGGAGAUCAAGAGUCAUCAGUUUUUUGAGUCGGUGGACUGGGAGCACAUCAGGGAGCGGCCGGCAGCCAUCUCCAUUGAAAUCAAGAGCAUCGACGACACCUCAAACUUUGACGACUUCCCUGAAUCAGACAUCCUUCAGCCAGCCAGCGCAACGGAGCCAGACUUCAAAUCGAAGGACUGGGUGUUCCUCAACUACACGUACAAACGCUUCGAGGGUCUGACUCAGCGAGGCACCAUCCCCACAUACAUGAAGGCAGGGAAGGCCUGACACGCCGCGACGUGGAGGCGGCGUCGCGGGGAGAAAACAGACGUUUACGGACACAGGGUCGGGCCGUGGAGCCCCGCUGGUGCUGAAGGCCGCGCCGUCGGCCUCUCAGUAUAAAUUUAAUCCUCAUCACAAGUUAUUUAGGUCUGCUCAGCCGCCGCAAGAACCGCCAAGAGCUCGGAAAUGAAGGAGCGCUACCGCAUUACCUCGGUUGUUUAUAUCGUAUCCACGUACCGUCUUUAGCCAUAGCUCUCAGGCCAGCUCACUAACUAGGACACUAAAUCAGCAUAUCUGCAUGUUCAGCGGCGUUUUGCUUCUGGAGAGGAUAUUUUUUACGGCCGAAAGGCGACAGUGGGAAUGAGGAUGGAAUACAAAUCACCGCUUCGACAUCUUCACAGCGAUAGUUCCUGCACUGGUGGCUGAACUAGCUCUGAUGCAAACAGAAUUUCUAAUACUGAAGACGUGCUCUGUAUGCCGUAGUCGAACUCUGAAUGAUGAGUGUUUAAGAACAGGUACCCCUCACUUAUUCCUCCUGUACUGUUCUGCUCUGUUCGUGGAUUUUAAAGGAGCGUUCCAGCAUGCUUUCCAGGGUUUUGGCUCACUUCCUGCUUUAUAUUUGAGUUUCUUCCACUGAGAAAGAUGGCAUUUAAAAGCCUUUCAUUUCAUUUUAGCUGGCAGAAGCGUCUUGUUUUGGUUUAUCUGUCGGCUCCACUGGGUCGUGUCUAACAGGAAGCGGAGCCUUGGGCAACUUCAAACUUCAGCUAAUUUUUGUGCUACUGGAGAUGGUGGUGGUGCAAGUUCUUGGUAGCUAAACGCUAGUGGAUCCCAGUGCAAGCUCAGUUAGGAUCGUCACAUUUUUAGCCAGACUAGCAGCGUAGCUGUAGAGAUGACAAUGUUAGCCCGCCUCUGGUCCAGCAUGAAAUCUCACAACAGCUGCUGGAUGGAUUGCCAUCAAAUUUAUUACACACAUUCAUGUAAUGCCAUCAUCAGGUCAGAAUUACAGUUUGUCCAAUACUUUGGUUUAUGACCAAAUACCUCUAAAGCUAAUGACACUUCAGCCUCAGCUGUCCUUUGUGUUUAGUGCUAAUUAGCGAACAUGCUAAUUUAAGAUGGUGAACAUGAAACCUGGUAAUCAAUGUGUUAGCGUUGUCUGUGGAUGUUAAUAUGUUGAUGUUAGCAUUUAGCUCAAAGCACUGCUGAGUCUCGUCUCUCAAAAGCUUUUAUCAUAAUAGCAUCAUUAUUUUUGCCUUUUAUUCGAAGCUUCGAAUGAUUUUAGUUGAUUUCAGUAACAAUUACCUGUCGCGGGAUAGAAAAUAUACAACAAUUGAGCAAAAAUUCAAGUCAUGCUGGAAUCCUCCUUGAACCCUGGCGGCGGCGAUGCACAGCGCGACUUUGUGUCGGCCCCGUGGGCAGCUCGUUCCGCAGCAUUGCCUCGGCGCUGCUGCUUUUCUCACAGGGGAACAACUUGUUGCCAGGAAACAUCUGAAUGCAGUUUACCCUGCGCUUGACAUCCGUUACUGCGGAGUGUUGCCCAUUCACGUAUGCCAAACAAAGUGCCGAGUGUGUCACUUCCCUUUAGAGCCAGUUGUUUUGUUCAGAUCAGCGAUACAGUAAUUGAUAUUUCCCCUGAUUUCAAUUCGAAUGAGCCCGAGGGCCGAUCACUUCAUUCUUAGAUGGACAAAACAUGCAAAGUGCCUUGAAAGAGCUGCUAAAUGUUUAACCAGAUAUUUUAGUGAUUAUUGGAGAUUAAUCAGGAGGUAUUAAUUACUAGGAGGAAUGAUAAUAAAGCUGUUUGUGGGAGAGAAAAAAAUCAAGCAACAGGGAAGCUAACAAGAAAAGGGAAAAAUUCCAAGCUUUAUAAAUCAAGUUGUGAGAAAGCAACAAUUGAAAGCUCUGGUGUGUCAUAUUUAGUAUGUCUGCAGAGUGAUAAAACGUGAAGUGAUACAGGUGAUAAAACCCAUGAAACAAAGGCCGUAUAGAGAAAUGGUUCGACUAUAAAACAGCGUGCUCAUAAAACACAACGU
Chelmon rostratus (copperband butterflyfish) is the source of this 3762-nucleotide messenger RNA. Its product is annotated as serine/threonine-protein kinase 38-like. Gene Ontology annotation, biological process: intracellular signal transduction; peptidyl-serine phosphorylation. NCBI's taxonomy places the organism in Eukaryota, Metazoa, Chordata, Actinopteri, Chaetodontiformes, Chaetodontidae. The record is from RefSeq and is a predicted model, not a curated record. The transcript has 14 exons. The coding region runs from base 350 to 1741 and encodes 463 amino acids. Gene Ontology annotation, molecular function: ATP binding; protein serine/threonine kinase activity.